AAAUUGCAUGCCGGCAAGUAUUUUUUUUAUGAUCGAAAUGAAGAAAAUUUUUUGUAUAUAAUACACCAAAGCUAUACAUACAUGCAUAUCCCUCAAACUCAAAAACCAUAUGGCACAAAAAGUUGAGAUAACCGCAACUCAUAUAGUUAAACCAUUGUGCUCGACUCCCAAACACCCAAACACCCAUGACUUGUCUCUACUAGACCAGUUAUCGCCGUCGAUUUUUCCUCCUAUAAUCUUCUUCUACGAGACUAAGCCAGACUCGAAUGUAACCACUCGACUCAAGAACUCUUUGUCUAGAGCCUUGGCCUCGUUUUAUCCAUACGCUGGACGUGUAAACGGAGACGCUUUUGUUGAUUGUAACGAUGAGGGAAUUCCGUAUUCUGAAGCCAUUGUUGAUUGCUCCUUAUCGGAUGUACUUAAAAAAUGUGACUUGAAUUUGAUGAGACAAUUUGUUCCUUUAACUGAGGAAUCUGUGAUUCUUGAUCACACGAUUCCAUUGUUAGUUCAAGUGACCUUGUUUAAAUGUGGUGGAAUUGCUAUUGGUGCGUGUUCUUCUCAUAAGAUUGGGGAUGCGGCUAACUUUUUUACGUUUAUUCGUGAAUGGGCUAACGCUUCGUUGACCGAUAACCCAAUUCUGAUUCCAGAGUUUAGUAUUUCGUCUCUAUUUCCACGUAUCGGUUCUUUGAAUUUCAAUACUGGAUUUGAGAUUCCAGUGAAUCAAAAGCUUGUCCGAAAGAGGUUUGUUUUUAGUGCAACGAACAUAUCGUUGCUAAAGGCUCAAAUAGGCCAUUGUUCUCGAGUUCAAGCUGUUUCGGCUCUUGUAUGGAAAUGUGCUAUGAAAUCUAUUAAGAAGUGUGAUAUUGGGCUCAAAAUAACAUCAUCUAUAGCAAUGACCCUUGUCAACAUGCGGGGGAGAAUGAACCCACCAUUACCCGAAACCUCUUUUGGCAACUUCGUCGGUUCUUUUUUAGUCGAUAGAAGGUUAGUCGAUUACAACGAUGACAUCGAGUUGGGCGAGUUGGUAGGUCAACUAAGACAUGGAUUUAAAGAAUUUUGUGAUGGUUACAUGAAACAAGUUCAAGAUUCAAAACAAGGUGUAUUUGCAAUAUUGAAUUAUAGUAAAAUGGUUGGGGAAAUGUUGCAAAUGAGUGGAACAGAAGUGUUCACAUUUAGUAGCUGGUGUGGAUAUCCAUUGUAUGAUAUUGAUUUUGGGUGGGGAAUGCCAAAGUGGAUUAGUGUAACAAAUACACCAUUUAGGAAUGGAAUCAUGAUGAUGGACGCUAAACAAGGGAAUGGAAUUGAGGUAUGGGCCAACUUAGAUGAAGAUGUGAUGGACAUAUUUGAACAAGACCAUGAACUUUUGACUUAUUGUUUUCCAAGCUCAUGUGAUUAA
Molecule: messenger RNA, 1396 nt
Organism: Erigeron canadensis
Lineage: Eukaryota; Viridiplantae; Streptophyta; Magnoliopsida; Asterales; Asteraceae
Product: stemmadenine O-acetyltransferase-like
Exons: 1
Coding region: 110-1396 (428 amino acids)
Source: RefSeq, a predicted model, not a curated record